Molecule: messenger RNA, 2375 nt
Organism: Misgurnus anguillicaudatus (oriental weatherfish)
Lineage: Eukaryota; Metazoa; Chordata; Actinopteri; Cypriniformes; Cobitidae
Gene: pus7l
Product: pseudouridine synthase 7 like
Biological process (GO): pseudouridine synthesis
Cellular component (GO): nucleus
Molecular function (GO): RNA binding; pseudouridine synthase activity
Source: RefSeq, a predicted model, not a curated record
UAGCACGUGCAGCGGAAGUACUGAAGUCAAACAAACGCCGCACGCGCGUGAGUAACUGCACUGUUUCCUUACAGCUUGUAUGUGUAUUUUUCCAAGUUUAAUUCCUAUUUUGAGCAACGUGAUAGUAUUAAAUAUCCCAUUAAAACGAAAAUGAGUAAUUUUACGUGUAGCCGUUUGAGACGCACGUUGUAGAUUGUUACGUUAGUUCGCGUAAUCGGUUCAUAUUAAAAUGUUUCCAAAACUAUUUUUUGGACAAUAAAGUGAGUUUUUUAGGUUAUGAACUGAACAUGGAGAAGGAGGCUUUGUCGUACUUUAUUUCAGACCAUGAAGGUUUCCAUGGGACUAUUAAAAGCUCACCCCAAGACUUUGUUGUUACUGAGAUGGACAUCAAUGGACAGCUCGUUACAAAUCCUAACAUUGAGGAAACGCACACAAAAAUACCGCGUCAAGCUACAAAUAAAGGAGGUGUUAAGUCUAAACGACCUGAACUGAAUGACACUGAGACUUUUAACCAGGACUGCUUUGAUUUGAAUGUUAUCCUCGGUCUGUCUGUGAACAAAGAGUUGGAGAAUUUCACUAACAAAAUAAGACUGGGAACCAGUCCAAAUAAUGGUGAACAGGAGAACAUGGAGUUCUCAUUGGGUACUUUUCCUGACAAGAACCUCAGAGCUGUUGUCCACAAAGCGGUACGACACACCUACCCCUUCCUUCAGACGGUCACAAACCAAUCAGAGAUUCGUGUACGAGAGGACCAGGACUUCAAGGAGCUCUCCAAAUUAUCCUCCGAAGGAGAGGCCGAGGACUUCUUCAGGUUCAUGGAUGCUAAAGUACCCGGCUCUGCGUUCACCUUCCUGCCCGAUGAGAGCAAGGAGCACCGGACUACAGUUCACCAUUUUGUCAGCAGACGUUUCGGGAAGCUCGUAGAGACGAAGAGCUUCACCGACCAGAAGAAGACCUCCAUUACUGUGAGGCUUAGGGAGAGAAACAAGCAAUCCAAGAAGAGGACGAUAACAGAUUGUCAAGAGGAAGACGUGACAUUAUACACAGCUUUCACACUGCAAAAAGACAACUUGGAGACUUUGGAGGCCAUCAGCUACAUGGCCGUGGUGCUUGAUGUUCUUCCAUCUGAUUUUACCUACGCAGGAAUCAAAGACAAGAGGGCAGUCACCUACCAGGCCAUGGUGGUGAAAAAGAUCUCUCCAGAGCAGUUGCUGGAGAAGGUCUCAGAGUUUGAGAGGAGGGGAAUUAAAAUCUCGCGUGUACGUCCCGUGUCUGAACCCCUCAAAAUCGGGAGACUGCAGGGAAAUCAUUUUGAUCUUGUAAUAAGAGACCUGAAGCCUUAUGGGAAACGUGAACUUGCGACGUUAGAAGAGCUUGUGCAAGAAGCGGUGGAAAAUGUGAAGAACCGAGGCUUUGUGAAUUAUUACGGACCCCAGCGAUUUGGUAGCGGAUCGUGCGUCCGAGCAGACCAAAUAGGACUUGCACUUCUAAAGGAAGAAAUGGAGACUUCGGUUAGGCUGUUUUUCACCCCAGAGGAUGGUGAUGACCUCCAAAACAAGGCAAAGCAACAUUUUCUCCUCACAGGGAAUGCCAAGGAGAGCUUGGCACUGAUGCCAGCUUACAAAGCUCGAGAGCGGCUCAUGCUGCGGGCACUCCAUCGAUAUGGGAGCGGACGGGAAGGAUGCAUACGUGCCUGGCUCAGUUUGCCCCACAGCAUGAGACUCUUUUACCUCCACUCCUAUUGUAGCCGAGUGUGGAACGAAGCGGCGUCAUGCAGACUACAAAAACUGGGCUUCAAGGCUGUUCGUGGAGAUCUGGUGUGGUCUGGAUCUGAAAAAGGACACAGAGACAUGGCAGAAGAGGAACUGAAUGCUACACAGGUUCACGUGGUGACGUCUGAAGAGGAGACGGAUGGUGUUUUCUCAUUAGACCAGGUCAUCCUUCCAAUACCAGGAAAUAGUGUCAAGUACCCGGAAAAUCUGCUGGGCCGGUGGUAUCAAGAAAGGUUGGCUCAGGACGGCUUGGGGUCGUGCCGUUUCAGAGUGACUCCGCUUAAACUCAACAAUCCAGGAUGUUAUCGUCGUCUACUUGCAAAGCCACAGAACGUCACUUACGGCUUGCAGACCACGAGUCAGUCGGACGAGCCUCAUGCGCCCAGUCUGUCGAUAGCCUUCGACUUGGAUGCUUCCUGUUACGCUACUGUGUGUCUGAGGGAGAUUAUGAAAAGUAAUCUUUCAUAGUUUAAUUAUGUUUAUAAAGGAUGCACACACAGACUCAAUAAGCAUUUUCAUGGAAUGGUCAGAAAAUGUUGUGCCACAAGAUGGCAGUGAUGGGCUGUAAAAGGCAAAUAAUAAAAGCGUGUUGGUUGAAGUGUU